AGGAUUGGUUAGGUCACUUGGCCAAUUGGCUUGUGAAGAACAGAUUUAACAGCCACAGGUGUAGAAUAUAGGGUAAUUUAUUUAACCCCCAGCUUUCCCCAGCAGCAAUUGAACCUCACUGCUCAGGCCCCUGUAGCCUACCUUAUGAACCAUGAUCCUUCAGAGAGAAGUUAUUUUUUGGACAGUUGCUGUUUUAUGUGUUGUCUUUGCAGAUAAUGACAUCCAAAUCAAAUGUGGGGAAGACACUGUGUUGGUGAAAUGGACGGUGGGACCAGAGCUGUCUAUGAAUGCGUCUCGGCUCUUACUUGGGAGCUGUUACGCAAACCACUUCUUCCCGCUUCCUGGGGGUGGAGGGCAAGCAGUUUUCCUUUAUCCAUUUAAUGCGUGUAAUUUCAGAAAACGGAUAAUUGGAGAUAAGCUGAUAUACAAAAACACACUUGCAUUCAGGCCAAGGCCAAAGCCUAAACCAGCUGCAAUGUCCUUCCUUGUUGAAUGUAUAUAUACAAGAGAAAAGGGUUUGGUUCCUCCCUUUCUCAACCCUGGUUUUGUCCGCGUUCAGGGCCACAGCCAGCUCUACUUUCACAUGGGGAUCCUUAAUAAGAACCUCACUGGCCCAGCACAGUCAAACUCUUUUCCUCUGGGAUCCUUCAUCCCUGUCUGGGCAUAUGUGGAACAGCAUGCCCAUCAGCCCUUGCUGUUGCUCCUGGAUGAGUGUGUUGCAUCAGACGCCAUAGAGCUGGAGCCAACAACACUGGUCCAUCCAAUCAUCACUAACCAUGGGUGUCUCAAUGAUGGGAAGAAUGGUAACUCAAAGUUCCUACCAAGAUAUGAGUCCUCUGCAGUAGUUCUUUACCUGCAAGCCUUUAGAUUUUCUCUGGAAAAGGAGAUAUACAUCCACUGUAAACUUGUGGCAUGGGACCCAAAUCGUUUUGAUAAGGACAGGAAGAUGUGCAACUUCAACAAGGAGUCUGAAAGGUGGGAACUUUUGGAUGAUCCUUCUGAGAGUGAUGUUUGCCAUUGCUGUGACUCGGUCUGCAAACGGCGCAUAAUACGGGAUGUGGACUCGGAACCUCAAGGGCUUGUUCAGAAUGCAGUACUGGGACCACUGAUAAUCACGGAAAACUAAUUCCAGGAAACCAACUAAAGAUGUGGUAUAGAGGUGAGAUGGAGAUAUAUGAUAUGGAGUCACUGUCCUUACUGACCGGCCACUGAAGCUUGAAGUGCAUCUACCUCCAUCUCAUACUUCAUCUUUAGUUUGAAAUAAACAUUUUCAUUUUGGGAUUUA
Alosa sapidissima (American shad) is the source of this 1285-nucleotide messenger RNA. Its product is annotated as zona pellucida sperm-binding protein 3-like. The record is from RefSeq and is a predicted model, not a curated record. Gene Ontology annotation, biological process: binding of sperm to zona pellucida; positive regulation of acrosome reaction; egg coat formation. Gene Ontology annotation, cellular component: extracellular matrix. The transcript is spliced from 10 exons. Bases 152 to 1126 code for a protein of 324 amino acids. Gene Ontology annotation, molecular function: acrosin binding. NCBI's taxonomy places the organism in Eukaryota, Metazoa, Chordata, Actinopteri, Clupeiformes, Clupeidae.